AUGGAAAAGCGCGGGAGGCGCUAUAGCAUAGGAAGUCUCGGGACGGCUGCACUCGAUUGCGAUGAGCUUCGGCCUUGCAGUAAUUGCGUACGGCAUCAGACUCCUUGCAGCCCGACCACCCCUGGAAUCUUACCCAGUACCUCUCAAACAAGUCCUCAGCAUUUUGUUGCUUUAUCAGCAUCAGUAGAAAGGCGCUCUGGGUCUCCACAAAGUCCUCGUUCAAGCCUCCCAGAAUGGAUGCAAAGCUUACGUUUAUGGCAGCAUUACUGCGCGAACACCUGCUACACCUUAACCCGGACAGGCCGAACCGAAGAGCUUUGGAAAAAUGUUGUACCCGUGACUGCAUCUCAAUGGGACAGUAUCGAGUUGACUACAACUCCAUCUGAUGUUGCACAAUCAUUUUUCUUGCUUCAAGGGAUCAAAGGCAUCCUUGACUUCAAAGCACUUGAGACAUGGCCGGCAGAGAAAAAUGAACUUGCUUCACUGUUACAACAUGCCACGUAUCCACCACAAGAGCAUGACGGUGCAUUUCAACUUCGGUUGAGUGAGAUAACGUGCCUUUUGGAUGUACUUCCACAAUCCUUUGAUCCGAUCAGCCCUCGAUCCGUGUGUCUACUAGCACUGGACUCACUCAAGACAAUUCAUCAUGCUUGCAAACAUACGACAUCAGACACGGGCUUCGUCUGGACUUGGCCAUUCACCUUUCCGGCUCUAUUUAUCGAGACGAUUAGCGAGAAACGACACGUCCCACUUAUUAUCCUUGCGCAUUUUGCUGCUCUUUACCAACCGCACAAGCAUGCUACAUGGGUCAAGAGCGCUCUGGAUCCAGGUUGGCAGUCAUGGAUCUAUUGGCCAAAACUGAGUUUGGGAAACGAGAUUGAUGUUGACGAUAUGGACGAAUGA
Molecule: messenger RNA, 903 nt
Organism: Truncatella angustata
Lineage: Eukaryota; Fungi; Ascomycota; Sordariomycetes; Amphisphaeriales; Sporocadaceae
Exons: 5
Coding region: 1-903 (300 amino acids)
Biological process (GO): regulation of transcription by RNA polymerase II
Molecular function (GO): zinc ion binding; DNA-binding transcription activator activity, RNA polymerase II-specific
Source: RefSeq, a predicted model, not a curated record